AUGCCCUAUUUCGAUAUGCGGCAGCGGCCGACCAACAAUCGGACGUACAUUCUCGCUCUCGUCCUCGGCGUCGGCAUCCUAUACUUUCUCUUCACACUCACCUCCAAUUCAUACGACCCCUACCAACUUGUCCGCAAACGAAAAGCGGACGCAGCCGCGCAAAAUCCUCUUUCACCACCCACAUCCGCAUUCCGCAAGCUACGAAACAAUGACCCCUCUGGCAAGCGACGGCCCCCUCCAGUGGUGCACUAUCAGCUUAACAAUUUGAGCGCAUCCGCCAACCCGCUCGCCCACUCCGAGAAGAUCCUCAUCCUGACACCCCUCGCCCGCUUCUACCCCGAAUACUGGGCCAACCUCGUCCGUCUAUCCUACCCACACGAGCACAUUUCCCUCGGCUUUAUCACGCCCAAGACCAAAGACGGAGAUGCCGCCACGGCCGCCCUCAACGAUGCCAUCAAGGCCACGCAGUCCGGGCCUGAACCACAACGCUUCCAGUCCGUGACCAUCCUUCGUCAAGACUUCGAAAUGCCCUUGACCUCCCAAGACGAAGCCGAACGACACAAAAUGCAGAAUCAAAAGCCCCGUCGAGCAGCCAUGUCGCAAGCACGCAACUCGCUGCUGUUUACCACGAUGGGCCCGUCCACCAGCUGGAUCCUCUGGCUCGACAGCGACAUCGUUGAAACACCAACCGAUUUGAUCCAAGACCUCACCUCACACGACAAGGCCAUUAUCGUCCCGAACUGCUUCCAGCGCUUCACCGAAGAAGACGGCACACCUGGUGUUCGACCCUACGACUAUAACUCAUGGCAAGACUCCACCACAGCGAAACGCCUCGCUUCAACUAUGGGCAAGGACGAUAUUCUCCUUGAGGGAUACCAAGAUAUGCCUACCUACCGCACCCUGAUGGCGAUGCUCACCAAGGGCGCAAUUCGAGAGCCGGACAACGAUCCCCGCUCGAUUAUGAGUCUGGACGGGGUGGGCGGGACGGCAUUGAUGGUGAAGGCGGAGGUCCAUCGGGAUGGAGCGAUGUUCCCGCCAUUUCCGUUCUAUAACCUGAUCGAGACGGAAGGGUUUGCGAAGAUGGCGAGUCGGUUGGGGUAUAAGAGUUGGGGAUUGCCGAAUUAUUUCGUGUACCAUUAUAACGAGUAA
Messenger RNA from Cyphellophora attinorum, 1149 nucleotides. Its product is annotated as Mannan polymerase complex subunit mnn9. Gene Ontology annotation, molecular function: alpha-1,6-mannosyltransferase activity. The coding region runs from base 1 to 1149 and encodes 382 amino acids. NCBI's taxonomy places the organism in Eukaryota, Fungi, Ascomycota, Eurotiomycetes, Chaetothyriales, Cyphellophoraceae. Gene Ontology annotation, cellular component: mannan polymerase complex. Gene Ontology annotation, biological process: cell wall mannoprotein biosynthetic process; protein N-linked glycosylation. The record is from RefSeq and is a predicted model, not a curated record. The transcript has a single exon.